CACACUAUUACCUUCUUUCCUCCAGUUCUUCAUCUGUCAGAAUCCUGAGCACAUGUGCAUGAACCUGACAUGAAGUUGACAGGCAAGAUUCAAACCCUGAUCAGCCAUGGAAAACCUAGCUUCCUCCAUAUUGGCCUUUAUGUCUCCUUUUCACAGGUGGAGAAACCCACACUCAAGUUGUGACUUGCCUGUGCUACAAAGCCAUAAGUGGCUGAGCCAGGAUAAGAAUGUUUGGCUCUUUUCCUUACUGACCAGUAAGCAGAACUGUUUUUCUGUCCACUCCUAUAUCUCCCGCUUGCAGAGGCCCAGCAGUGGAGGUCCCUGAGGCCUGAUACUGGCUGCGCUUUUACAUCUCAUCUUCAAGAAAUGAAUGCCAGGCUGGGAUGGUACCUACAUGUGUCUCUCCCAUGAGCUUUGUAGCUGCCAAAGAGUUCUGUGUACAUCUUUAGAAGCUUUGUCUCAGGAAUCUUGAAGCCCCUGGGUUGGCCAAGCUCACAAAGCAAGUCUGGAACAGAACCUAUAAGGGACUGAAUUUGGAGAAGCUAGUGUUGGGUGAGGGUAGCCUCUUGGGCGGUUUUUUUUCUCUCUGAAGUAUCAGAGAAGCCCUGGUGUCAGGGCUUGGCUUUGUGGAGCUUGUGUGUGGCCACUGCAUCCUCACUGUGGUAGCUAUCUUACAGGACAGAUGUCUACUGUUCUUCAAGAUGACUUGAUAUGAAGGAGUCACACAUCCCACCUCCCCAAGCUGCCGUGUGGCUGUCUUGUCCUUCAAGUGCAGGAGCUGGGUGAAAUGUCAGAAAUGGAAGCCAAUGUGACUGUCCCAAUCUGGCAAAACAAGCCACAUGGGGCUGCCCGAAGCGUAGUGAGAAGAAUCGGGACCAACCUACCCUUGAAGCCAUGUCCCCGGGCAUCCUUUGAGACCCUACCCAGCUUCACUGACCUGUGUUUGAGAGAUGUGCCCCCAGUCCCUACGCUGGCUGACAUCGCCUGGAUUGCUGCAGAUGAAGAGGAGACAUAUGCCCGUGUCAGGAGCGAUACACGCCCGCUGAGGCACACCUGGAAGCCCAGCCCUCUGAUCGUCAUGCAACGCAAUGCCUCAGUGCCCAACCUACGUGGGUCUGAGGAGAGGCUCCUAGCCCUGAAGAAGCCAGCCCUGCCAGCCCUAAGCCGUACCACUGAGCUGCAGGAUGAGCUGAGCCACCUGCGUAGCCAGAUUGCCAAAAUAGUGGCAGCUGAUACAGCUUCGGCUUCAUUAACACCAGAUUUCUUAUCUCCAGGAAGUUCAAAUGUCUCUUCUCCCUUACCUUGUUUUGGAUCCUCAUUCCACUCUACGACUUCCUUUGUCAUUAGUGACAUCACUGAGGAGACUGAGGUAGAGGUCCCUGAGCUUCCAUCAGUCCCCCUGCUUUGUUCUACCAGCCCAGAAUGUUGCAAAUCAGAACACAAAGCUACCUGCAGCUCGUCUGAAGAGGAUGACUGUGUCUCUCUGUCCAAGGCCAGCAGCUUUGCUGACAUGAUGGGUAUCCUGAAGGACUUUCACCGGAUGAAACAGAGCCAAGAUCUGAACCGGAGUUUAUUGAAGGAGGAAGACCCUGCUGUGCUAAUUUCUGAGGUCCUAAGGAGGAAGUUCGCUCUGAAGGAAGAAGAUAUCACUAGAAAAGGAAACUGACAACACUCAGCUCUGCAAACUAUCUCACGCUCCUGGAAUUCCUUCAAUAGCUGCCUUCCUCACUGCAGAUGUUUCUGCCUCUCAAUUAGAAGUCUUCGGCCACAGUCUUGCUGACAAACUAGAGCUCAGACUGAAAAAAGAGCUGGGUUAUGUAUCCCAUACUUCAAACCUUAGCAGAAGCUGACUAGCAGAAGCUAAGGCUGUGAUAGAAGCUGAGACAUUUGUUACAGGUAAUUGUGUAGGGUGGAGUGUCUCAGUUUAAAAGGUGAGAUCAAAGUUUCUGGUCUCUCCUUGCUGUGUGAAAAUAGGUCCUGAAUGAAUGACUGACUUCACUGCAUUAGACCCCAUAACAGGUCUCACUGGACACUUUGUGCUCAGCUGUCACUCACUCUCAGUGGCUUCUUCGCAGCACAGCAGCGCUGAGGGGAAGGGUUGUUAAUGUUUUAUGUUCACAGGGCAGGGAAAUUUUAUGCUGCUCCAUCAUAAACCGACACCAAUGCCCAGCAAUCACCCUUUUCCUAUCUAUACGUAGAGGUCCAGCCACUGGAUCAGUUGACAUUUGGGCUGCUGCUGGGAGGCCUGGUCUGUUUUUUUCUCAGAACAUGUUUUGUAAUACUGUACAACCAAUCUACCCUCCAACAAGGCCUUGGGGCCUCAUCAGUUCCACUGAUUUAAAACCGUCUCUUCCAUGGACUAUAGUUUAAGCCCAGUAGGAAAGAGAAAUGGGGAGGGGAAAGAGCAUACCAUGCUUCUCCCAGGCCCAUGACUGCUACUUUGGGUAGGACAAGGUUUGUACCCACCAUACCAUGCAUGACUCAGAUCCCCUCAGGUCCCGUUCUCUACAGUAUGUAUACUGUGUGUGUUUGGGUUGCUGCACUCCCUGACAUUAAAAGAAGGAUUUAGAGAGAGACUGCA
Tupaia belangeri chinensis (Chinese tree shrew) is the source of this 2581-nucleotide messenger RNA. RefSeq names its product mitochondrial fission regulator 1 like (gene MTFR1L). The record is from RefSeq and is a predicted model, not a curated record. The transcript is spliced from 7 exons. Gene Ontology annotation, cellular component: mitochondrion. NCBI's taxonomy places the organism in Eukaryota, Metazoa, Chordata, Mammalia, Scandentia, Tupaiidae. Bases 788 to 1666 code for a protein of 292 amino acids. Gene Ontology annotation, biological process: mitochondrial fission; aerobic respiration.